AAGCAGAAAUGGAGCAGUGUGCGGCGUGUGCGUGUGACGAGCGUGUGUGUGACCCCGCUGUGCCGGCUGUCAUCGGAUCGAGGAGCUCGAGUUCCCGGCGUCAGAGCGCUAUCUGAAGUUCUGAGCAGCUGCUGGCACGUGUCGAAACCGAUUCGAAAGACGUCACAGAGGAUGCCGCGUUGUUGGACCCUCCUUGUGGCUCUGGCGCUGGGUUGCAGCGGCCAGAUGCAGCAGCAGCAUGCGCAGAUGCAUCAGCAGAUUGGCAUGCACCCACAGCAGGGUGGAGUGCCCCAGAUUCAGGUCCCGCAGAUGCAGAUGGCGCAGCCGCAGCAAGUUGGCUACCAACAGCAGCAGGUGCCGCAGCAGCAGCAGUUUGGUAUGCCACAGCAGUCAGGCUAUGGGGCGCCGCAGCAAGGGAUGGUCCCCCAGCAGCCAGGCAUGGUCCCCCAGCAGCCAGGCAUGGUCUCCCAGCAGCCAGGCAUGGUCCCCCAGGUGCCAGCAGGCAGCAAUUUGAUGCGCGAGAAAGCGCAUGUCCAGGACCGGGCCCACAUCCAGGAGCACCUGAGUGAAAUGCUGGGCCCCAACCAGGACAUGAGCAAGAUGAGCGAGGAGGAGUUGCAGUUCCACUACUUCAAGCUGCAUGACAAUGACGACAACAACAAGCUGGAUGGCCUCGAGCUUAUCAAGUCCCUCAUUCACUGGCACGUCGAGGAGAGCAAGCACUUGGCCCAGCAGGGCCAGCAGCAGCCCACACCUCACGGCACCACCAAGCUGUUCACUGACGCCGAGCUGCAGUCCAUGAUUGACCCCAUCCUCCAGAUGGACGACCGCAACCGUGACGGCUUCAUUGACUACCCCGAGUUUGUGGCUGCACAGAAGUCCCGUGGAUUCUAAGCACACCUCCCACAAUUAACUUCUUGAAAGCCGGGAUGUAUCGUAGUGUGCAGAGUGCAGGACGUUGGGGCGACAUGAUGAGUGGCACAGGAUCGACAGAGCAGUUAGGGUGGUCCCCCUUAUGCUGUUGCCUCAUUUUUUGCACGGCUCUAGCCAUGAUUCUCAUCCAGGUGUCUUGUGCACCACAAGCUUGUGCACUUGAGUUGACAAAUCUCGUACCGUUGCUUUGUUAAUUUGGCACCGUACUUUUUUUUUUGCUCGAGCUAUGAUUCUUAUGCUGAAGUCUCGUGCGUGAUGUCCUGUUGCACUUGAGUGGACAAGUCUUGCACUGCUUUAUCGUAAAGUUUGCAUAAGGAGCUGCAGAACUGCAGGGAAAAUGUGGUAACUAGCCAUGGCACAUUUGCUAUGCGAGUUGCUUUGACACUGCUCACAAUUUGCCAAUGUGUGCCGGCCAUGGCAACUGUCAAGGCAUGGCACAUAACAUGAACAUCACUUCGACCAUCAUGGCCGUAAGCUGGUAAACUCUUGCUAAGCGUUCGUUGUGUACAUUUGUUGAGAACUGCUCUUGCAUUUCUGGCUUUCGCACUUCUGAUGAGCACAGGCAGUAACCUGCAUUUUCAUUCUAACGGCUUUGCAAUUGCUGCUGUUUUGUUUUCCCUAACAUUUCACUACAAGGCGGCAUUUUGCGCUCUCCCGUUCUUUAACAGAACACUUGGCUUGCCUGCUUUUGGUGGAAAAAGAAAAUGAAAGCAUCAUUGUAUGCACAUGUUGUCAUUGUUUCUGCCACGAUAGAGACUGGUUUCAAUGCCUCUUGGCAACUAACACUGCAAGGCAAACAGCAGUGCCAAGUGGUGUAUUGAAUGAUGUGCAGCGAGAAAUGUACCCUCAUCUUUAAAAAUUAAAUGAAAACAGGGCAGCUGUAAGCACGAAAUCUAGGGGUGUGUGAAUAUAAAAUUGUCAAUUUCACAGUGAGUUGAAAUAAUGAAAACCAACUGCGAAUUGAAUAUCUUUUUAAUAUGAAUACCAUAUAGCUCUUGGGAAAAUUCAAUUUUUUUUCACCAACCAGAGGGACAAAAAAGAAAGUAAGUUUAUUGCACAGCAAAUAACAUACAGGAACAUUAGGCUUUGUGGUUUUGCUUGGCUGUAUCACAACUGCAGUUAUUUAAUGUCAUUGUGAGAGAAGGACAGCUGCUCGACAUGUUUGGAGAGCAGCGACGCACUCCUGCAUUCUCCAAUUCCUUCAGACACCAAAACUCGCUGGGCAUACUAGUGUCCUGGUAUCGAAAUUUGAAGUAUUUACAUACUGCUAACAAAAUCCUUUCAGAGUUGGAACAAAAAUGCAGGUCAUUGCACUGGCAAAUGGCAUACCAUUGAGGCACUGUGAUGUUGUUUGUAUGCAUAGUCGAGUAGUAUCGAGAGAUGGGCAGCAAAACUAGUGUUGCCCUCCACAGGGAGUGUUAUCUAAACCACAAUGUGGUUUACUCUACUGAAGGCUUAUCAUCCUGUCUUGCACCCAGGAAACGCAUGUGUGAAUGUUUAGGCUGUGCGUGUCACUAAUGACUGGUGUCUCCACUGUUUAAUACUUUCCAGGACUCUUCUUAGCUUAUGGAAUUAAUUCUGUUUUGAGUAACGUGUGACAGUCCCUGCAAUGUGUAACCUCAGCUUUAUCGGUUUGUUGUAAGCAUCCUUCGCAUUAUACCACUUCCAGAUGUCUGAAUCAAGAAUGUCGAUCAGCACAUUUUCUUUUUCAUGUUAAUUCACUUGAAGGGGUGAAGACUAAUUUUCUGCCAUGUCCUUGAAUAUUUCCUGCAGUUCAAUUAAGACUGCCUAAUUAACUUGAUUUUUAUUUGUAUCUGCUUGUUGCUUCUAGCAUUCUCUUCAUAAAUAUUAAAUAAUGUUGGUCGAGCAUAGUGACGAUGGCACUGCUGGAGCUAUGUUCAACACGAUAAAAUCCUUGUGCUUACUGCGAAAUGGGGGUUGGAACAGAAUUGUUUUUGCAUUGAAAGCUUUGUGGUGUAAAAUCACGGGUGCUUAGAUGUUGAAGAGUCACUGUUUUACAAAGUAGGAUCUGUUCACCCGUGCAUUGAUAGGGGCAGACUAUUCAACAAGGAACAGUUCUAUAUGCAACUGCUUUAAUCUGUUGGCCUAGAAUUAACUACACUCAAUGCUAGCUUGAAAGAAGACUUAUUUGAAGUAGCUACAAAUGUGACGCAAAGAAAGAACAGCAGCAAAGUCCCAUUGUACUAGUUUUACAAAGCAGAUCACGGUCAAGUGCGCACAAACAAGAACAAAGUGAGAAGUAGACAACACAAGCGCUUACUGGAAGUAAGCGCUCGUGUUGUCUACUCCUCACGUUUGUGUGUGCUUGACCGUGAUCUGCUAUGCGUAACAAACUAGCCCAAAAGUCUGUGCUCUUCAGUUUUACUAAACCUUGUUUCAUUCAAAGCUCCAUUCGGAGUGAAGGCAGUGCCACCCAGUGGUGGCAUUCUUUUCAGUGUCAAAACAGCAAACAUAUUGAGUUAAAUGGCCUUAACUUAUUUUUAUAACACCAGCACUAAUAAAUUGCAGUGACGAGAUAACAAUCCAGAAAUCGAGUGCAGUGUAGAAUUCGGUGUAUACAGCUUUAAAUCUAUGCAUUUCAGAAAUGGUUGGUAGUGUGUAGUGACACCAAAUUUCGUAUAGCUUAGCAGUUAGCGAUCAGCAUUGUUUUUGACGUGUAUGUGCAACUGCUGCCGUGCUAGCGUUCUGAUUUUGUUGAAAGAAUAUUCACUCCUGGCUUUGUCACUGGAGUUUUCUCAUCAUGCUGUAGUGCCCAUAUAGGUUCUGUAGGAAUGCCUGUGGCGACUUUUGACAGAUCCUUUACAUGCCUUGAGCACCUGACUAUGAGAAUGUUAGGGGUAGCAACCGUGCAGCAUCUUUGUCUUACACCCAUGUAUAAUAAUGGCUAUUGUGGUGUGCAACUUUUGAUGCAUGUGAUCCAUUUUCUUGUCACAAAUUUUGCUCAGUCACAUGACUUUGCCAAGUGCUUCUUCUACAUCCCUGUUCUGAAUUUGGGGCUGUAAUUACUUAGCAUCACUUAAAAGUCAUGCUUCUGUUCUCUGUGGUGCAAGUGUGUUGCGACGUGCUCCCUGAACUAAUCAGCAGGCGCACACAACUCGGAAUUGUCGGUACCAGUGUUUUGGCAUGCAGAUCGUUCAAUGUGUAUAUUAUUAAUUAACAGUCAGCUGAAGUUAGGGGUUAGCAUGAAAGUGGUGCAUGAACUAUCAGCCAAGCUUGGCCAUUGCAUUUCAAGUCUGUGAUUCACCAUUAAUGUGCAUGGUAAUCAUGAAUGUUGCAGCACAUAUUGAAGGGAAUGCACUUGAGAAUUAUAAUACCUCCAUUUUAUUGCGCCUGUGUACAUAGCAACUUGAAUGUAUAGUGUCUAUGCUAAUGCAUUUGUAUGGUUAUUUUGCGCCCUUGCUUGUAAAGAAAGCUUUUUACUGGUGUUCGCAAGUAUUUUUCUCAAGACUCGGCUGUUUUGUGGUGACUCUUUAGCAUGCGCACACAAUUUUAACCAGCCCAUCAAGGGUCGAAGGGCUACAUUAUCAGCAGUGUACUGGUUCAAAAUGCAACAACACAUUGUUCAAACGUUGUAUGCGAUGUAGGGAUGUUUCACAGAUUACAUGGACAGGUUCUGAUCUUUAAUGCUUGUCAGCUGUAUGCAUAUCAAUAUCUGCUGGCGUGCUACAAGCCUUAAGCUGGAAUGUUACACCUAGACUGGCAAUUUUAGUGUCACUUUGAGCUAGCGUAGUUUGCUUCGCUGAAUGCCACUUUGAUGUUAAGGGGGUACACAGCAAAACACUGUCAUUCGGAGGUAAUGGCAGUAGCAGUUUGGUGGUACAAAAAGCACUCAAAAUUGUUCUUAUUUGUCCUUAAUUUUGCUUUUUUUUUUCAUUAUAAAAGAUGCAUCUCAACUGGCGCUGAAAGAAACUGCUGAGACAGGCAACGCCAUUGCGUGCCUGAGAUGCAUUUCUGCAAUAGUACACGUACACUGUCGUCCUUUAUGAAAGGGAACACGUGAGUGUGUGGUCUGCACUCUGCAGCGACUGCCUACAGCGCCAUCAAAGAAAGAAUGUCCGCUUUUUGCGUCAUCUAUUCGCAAACAAAAUAAUGACCGUGCUCACGUACCACGCUCGAUUUGUUGGUAGCAGACAACGCGCUGCAGGCAUCGCUCGUUGUGCGAGCGGAGAGGAAGCGCAAUCUAGCCGCGCUUGUCCGCCGGCCAUGGCUCUUUAUUUUGUUUGCCAAUAGAUGACACCAAAAGCGAGCGUGCUUUCUUUAGCUGUCGGUUGAGGGCGCUGUAGGCAGCCGCUGCAGAGCGCAGGUCACGCGCUCGCGGGUUCCCUUUCAUAAAGGACGACAGUGUACUGCAAAAUGCAACCAGUGCUGAAGUUCAGCAAUAGGAAGUGCAAGACUGUUUGUUCUUUUUGUCGAUUGGAAUUGUGCUAGCACAAAAGUGCCAAGCUCUUCAGUUGCUUUUCCUGUUUUAUUUUUUUACCUUUUACAAGUGCUACUGUUAAGACAACAUACUUUGUAGAACACUCAUUGUUCUGAUGGUCUCCACAAUGAGAACCACCACUCACUUCGGACUGCAGUCCUUGAUCAAGUGACACUCUCUGAACAUGACACUGAAUUCACCCAUCCAACAGAUUUUCGAGAGAAUGAAGCUGGCUGUGUUUGUAUAUGCAAUCGACAACUGCAGUUUGAGUGCAGCAAUACAUUCCACAAAUCAUGGAGGUUGUGAUUGAUAAUAACUGUGUAGUGUCUAGCAGUCCCUCUUUUGUGACACAUUGCAUGUGUGAAUCUCGGCAAGUGUAUACGUAAAUUUACUUUUACUGCCAGCAACAUUGAUUUAGUCGCUAGUAUCAUAUGUGUUCUUUUUCAUUCUUUUUUCUCACAGUUUUCAUUUUCAAAGUUGCUCAUGCCAAGUUUACCUCUUCUUGUUGUAGUUUCUUGUGGAAAUUGUCACACUUUUUUGCUUUGGCAUGAUUUCAUGGUACCAACACUGCACAUCAUGUCACUAGUUAGUAAGGUUCUUUUCGCAUUACGUAAACCAACAUUGGCUGGCGGUGUUCAAGUGGACUGGUCACACUGAGCAGAUAAUGACUGCAGUUCCUCAAUAACGUGCUUGUCAAUCGAGCUUACUGAUUCCUCAAGCACUGAAGCAGUUGUCAGCGUGGUGGCUUUUGCAUUGCACAAGUGGAAAGAAGAUUGAGUCGAAAAUAAAUUUUCUUUUGGGUUAUGUUGUACACAUUAUGAAAAUUAAAGGGGUGCUGCAAGAUCAAACUAGAAAGUUUGUUUUAUGGGUAGUGUUGACUACCCAAUGCAUUCAAUGAAAAGCUCCACGUGUCUAGUGAGCUGGGAGUGUGGAACAUCAUUAAAUGUUUCAUUUGCCCAAUAAAGCAUGCUUUCGUUUUUUUUCA
This is a messenger RNA of Dermacentor albipictus, 6356 nucleotides long. RefSeq names its product lymphotoxin beta receptor inhibitor-like. Gene Ontology annotation, molecular function: calcium ion binding. NCBI's taxonomy places the organism in Eukaryota, Metazoa, Arthropoda, Arachnida, Ixodida, Ixodidae. The record is from RefSeq and is a predicted model, not a curated record.